Gossypium raimondii (Peruvian cotton) is the source of this 927-nucleotide messenger RNA. RefSeq lists its product as uncharacterized. Gene Ontology annotation, molecular function: catalytic activity. The transcript has a single exon. The record is from RefSeq and is a predicted model, not a curated record. Lineage: Eukaryota; Viridiplantae; Streptophyta; Magnoliopsida; Malvales; Malvaceae. Bases 1 to 927 code for a protein of 308 amino acids.
AUGAAAAUCUUUAGUUGGAACUGUCGGAGGGUUGGAAACCCCGCGACAGUUCGUGAGUUAAAGCAACUUCUCGUUGCGAAUGCUCAUGAUAUUGUAUUCUUGUGUGAAACAAAAAUCCACUCUAACGAGUUUUCUCACAUUCGGGCCAUGUGUAGGAUGGAGGGGUGCUUAGCUAUAAGCUCAGAAAGAAAGAGUGGGGGCAUGGUGCUGAUGUGGAGGGAAGGAGUGAGAGUCACAAUCCAGAAUUACUCAAGAUGUCACAUUGAUUCGGUGGUCUGGAUAGAGGACGGGGAGAAAUUUAGGUUCACUGGCUUUUAUGGGCAAUCGGAGCCAAGUUUAAGACACCAGGCGUGGGAUAUGCUGAGAAGAGUUAAGAGCACGGUCAAUGAAGGCUGGAUCGUGAGAGGUGAUUUUAAUGCCAUCUUGAAUGACUCGGAGAAAAAAGGGGGUCGUAGAAAACCUAGGGCUUUGAUGGACGAGUUUGGAGAUAUUUUGGAGGAGUUAUGUUUGACGGAUGUGAAAACAGGUAAUGGCUGGUUCACUUGGACAAAUAAUAGAGAUGGAAACAGACUGGUAAAAGAAAGGCUGGAUAGAUUUGUUAUUUCGAAUGUAAUCAUGGAGAGAAUGCCGUUACUUGCAUCCUAUGUUGUGCGCCAAUCCAAAUCCGACCAUGAAGCCAUCUUAAUGGGCUUGCACGGAAGUAGGCCAAAAGUGAAGGGUAACGACCCGAGGGUUUGUUUUAGGUAUGACCGUUGUUGGGCUAAGGAGCGGGAGGCUAGGGAUAUUAUUUCUAACAUUUGGUCCAACGAGGAGACAAACUUGCUGGAAAAAAUGGAUCUGAUCCGGGAGAGGUUGGGACCUUGGCAAUAUCAACGUUAUAAAAGGAUGAAGCAGAAAAUUAAAAGCCUGGAGAAGGAUAUCGGUUGA